AAGAAUUGACAGCGUUAUUCUUGACAUAUUCUUGAAUUGUCAAGAAAUUGUAGUCUGUGGUGUUUGGGUUUAUCGCAAACUUUGCUGAAUUGAAUUGGAAACAAUUCUUUAAUUUUUAUAUGUGAAUAUUUUUCAUUGCAGGCAAUUACACGUGUUAAUCGCUAGUUAGCCUAUAGAUGGUAUCUGUUGUAACUGAACAUCUUGCUAAUCCAAUAUGAGUGUGGAUUCAAAAGUGUGCAUGUUAUGCUUACAAAGCGUUGAUGAAAACUCGCCGUGUUAUGCAUUAACAGAUAAUGGCAUCUUAAUGAAAAAGCUGGAAGAUAUCAUCCCGGAUAUUCAAAAGAAUCUGGAGUUGAUUGAAGAGCCUGUUAUUUGCAAUGCCUGUAACAAGCGCGUGAACGACUUAGAAACUUUCAAACAAAUGGUUCUAAAUAAUGAAUGCCAAAUGGUGAAAACUGAAUUACCGGACAAAAACGAAUACUUAAAAAAUUUGUCUGAGGAUACGGAUAUUUGUCGGUUGUGCUUGACAUCACCGACGUUCGACGAAUAUCGGGACAAAAAUCUGGAAGGCAAUAUUAAUGCGUUGUUGUUGCAAUGCAAUAUAAAUCUGAAAGUAGAUGUACCGAAGUUACAGAAAAUUUGCAAUGAUUGCUACAAAUCUGUGAUAUCAAUGGAGCAAAUCAUCUCAUCGAGUGCAAAGAAUGCAAAUCUAAUUAAAGAACUUGCUCUUAAACAAGCAAAAUUAACUUCGAACCAACUGCAAUCAAUAGCAAAUUUGGGACACAUUGAAAUCGAAAUAGCGGUUGACAAAACUCCUGAGCAAAACAGCUUAGACACCAAUCCUGACGCACUGAAUUUCAAUGAAAUUGAAAUGACAUCAACCACGUGCAUAAAAACUAAUGUUCCAGAGGAUGCAGAACGUUCCACUAUUGAAACAAACUUGAAAAUAAAGUCCUUGCCGAUAGAAAAUGAAAACCACCCACAAGUGUUAAAUACCAGCAAACCGUUGAAUACAUAUAAAAAGAGAGACAGAUCUUAUAAUGAUCAUUUGUCAUAUACAAAAGACGUCCCCUCAACAAGUAAAGCCGAGUUCGUGCCGAAUAAUGCUACAGAUCCACCAGUUUUGUUACAAGAGAAAGGUGAAGUAGAACUACAUGCAUCUAUAGAUGCGUCACCUGUAUUAAAUAUUUCUGAUAUAACUUUAAAUCUUGAUGAAAAGGGCAUAGUAGAAGAAACGGUUUCGGAAUGUAAUGCUACCCAGGAGCUUAUCGAUGUUCUCGAAGGCAGACUAAAUGAUCAGCAAGAUAAUUGUCAACCUUUGGAUAUGUUAGAAGAUGGACUUAGUGAUGGAAGCGAUGUUGCGAUUAAUAAUCUGCAAGAGGAAACAACAGAAGUCAAAAUAAUUAAUGCUGGUGUAUCGCAAAAUUAUAACAUUUCUUCCAAGUCCAACAUAGUAAAAAAAAAUAAUUUUCUAGUGAAGAAAGCGUACGUGAAACGGUCUAAAGCAGCAAAUGAAGCAGUUGCGUUACAGACUGCCACAGGAUCAAAGCAACCGAAUAUUUUGAGAAAAUCUCGCCCCAGAUCUGCUAAAAUUAUAAAUUAUAAUGAUUCAACAAAACUAGGAGACGAAGAAACACCAAUCGAUAUUGAGUCUGAUGAUGCUGUAUCAACAGAUGAAGAAAAGACUGCCAGACAAAAACAAAAUAAGAAAAAACGAGGUAAAAUUACUGAGGUCGCUGAAAAAGCCGAACCACCCAGGAAGAGGGCAAGGAAGAUGGCGGAAAUCAAGUCCACAAAUGAGACUGAUGAUCCAAGCACAUCUAACGAGAUAUUCGAAAGGGAAACGAGCCCUGUGGGACGUAGUAAUUCGGAUUCAGAAGAUUCGGAUGAUGGCAAAGCUGUUAAAAACGCCGAUAAUAAACAUGUGCAAAUAACCAUAAUAAAAGGGAAGCGAAAAAGCAAUAAAGCUCAGUUGGAUAAGACAUGGCAAGCCCUUACAGGCAAGGAUAAACCUAGUGCUAGCGCGGGAAAGAGCGUACAGGGUGCAGAAACUUUCCCAGUGAAAAGAAGAGGACGGCCACCAUUAAGCGCAGACAAGAAAGCCUCAAAACCAAACCGAAACGAGAGAGAAUGGGUGCAUUGCGAUGUAUGUCCUUACAAAACGUAUUCUACGAAUAGUUUUAUACAGCAUCAACUCAUUCAUAAUGUAAUGUCCACUGUUGAAGUCUUGAACUGCAAUGUAUGUGCAUUCAGUACAAGUAACGCACAGUUAAUGGAACAACAUAAGACUACCCACGAAACUCCUAAUUUAAUUUACAAAUGCAUAUUCUGUGAUGAUAUGUACAAGAGAAAAACUUCGUGCAUGUAUCACACGCUUCGGCAUGAUGAUCAAGAUGUGGCUAGCCAGUUCUAUUGUCUCGUGAUCAAUGAAUUGGCGUCAGAAGAAUAUUUUGAAUGUUAUCAGUGUGACUAUCAAAACCCAGAGGAGGCUGCUAUGCCAGACCAUGUUAUUGAUCACUCAGUUGUAAAAGCAGUAAAAAACCCAAUAGUGGCUAAAUUUAAGUGUAAGCAGUGCCAAUAUAGAACAAAGUCCGAGGAUAUGCUAGCACGGCACCUUCAUUUGCAUGAUGAAAAAAAGAAAAAGUUGGAUAAGUAUGUCAAAGUCAUAUCGACUAAAAUUAAAGAUGAGCCAGUUGAUGACGACGAUGAGGAAGAGCUUCCAUUAUUUAAAUGUACCAAAUGCCAUUAUGCAACCAGGCAAAAAAGAAGUUUAGCUAAUCAUAUUGGACUGAAACAUAACAGAACUGUUCGUCCUAUAGUCGCAGGAGAAGCAGCAAUGGCAAAAGCUACCGCAGAAGGACUGCCCAUGUAUUUUUGCAAUGAAUGCUCAUAUAGCACAUAUCGGAAAAUGAAUAUGCCUCGCCACAUGCUAGUUCACCGAACAAAAGAAACCAUGGAAAUGUUUGAAUGUCCGCAUUGUAUUUUCGAAACAAAACAUCGAAGAAGUUACACUCGACACAUGGAAGUUAAGCAUGGAGUUGUAGUGUAAAAUAAUGACAUCAAAAGUGGAAGUACCACGUAAUAAUUGGAAUCCAAACACCGCAAUGAAACGCGUCCCUUCAACUAAGUGUGCAUGAAAUUAAAAAUAUUAAGAACAUUUUUAUAUGUUAUCUAGAUAUAAAAAGGUAGACUAAUUACAUUUUUAUUGAUAUAGCAGUAGUGGUUGCUUGCAAGAUUCUUCGAGUUGUUUUGUUUUAUCUUACAUUAUUUAAAAGACAUGUACAUAUAUUAAAUGUAUCUAUUUUCCAAUAUUAUAGCGGUUACAUUUGAAAGUCUAGUUUUUUGUCCAAAAUUCUAUAUUUUUGCCGCUCGGAUAAUGUAACAUGUUAAGCAGGUUCCAAAAUACUAGUUAUAGCACGACUUUUCUUUUUUGCUUUAUUAGUUCUGUAAGUUGUACGUAUGUUUGCAAAUUAUUUCUAAUAUUAAAUUAGUAUAUUAAAACAUCGUUCCAAAUAUAUUUUUAUGUAUCGUACAAUCCCGUUUAACCUGAGAUUUACGUUCCACUAGAGUAGAUUGUAUUGUAUUGUAUAACCAUACAAUAAAAACGUAUUUAUUUCGCGUAUGGCAUAACAAAUGAAUAGUUACCAUUUUUUUAGAUCGUGCAGAUUUUUUUGCCAUUUUAUAAACAGUAUAUGUUAUUAUUCUGUGGAUUUUUAUGUGCUUUGAAGAUGAUGUCGUCGUUCAACUCUAUUAACCAUCUCAAAAAUUCGAUUAAUAAUUCUCACAUUUUCCAUGAGAAUAGUUUGGUUUAAUGGCAUACAGUUCAAUUUCGUCGUCAAUGGAUAUGUAGUCAUGUUUCCAUUUCGUAUUAUCUCCAGAACCGAUAAUUCUAGUUACAAAGCUUUUAGGGGUGUAAACCAUAAAAAAGAUUAUUAAGAACUAAACGUUAUAAUAUUAUCACUAUUUAAAUCAUUAUAUUUCAUACAGUUAUACUUACAAUAGCGGGAAUAACUUAUUGAAUUAAUAAAAUUACGUUCAUGUAACAGUAAUGACAAAAAGCAAUUCAGAUAAAAAACCUCGGAUUUCAGGAAAGCCCAAUGAUGCGUCCAAUUUUCAGAGAAUGUCAAUAUGUCCGGAAAAACUUGUUAAACCGGAACAGCGUUAAGCGAGGUCGUAUCGUAUAGAUUUUUUGGAACCUUCAUAAAUGUGAAUUUAUUUAGUUGAAAAAUAGCAUUUGACAAAGAUUCACGGUUGUUGUAUGUCACUGACUAAUUUAAAAUUUAUGUACAAUUAAGUUUAAGUAUAUAUAAGUAUAUGUAAAGAGGAACUUUAUUUUAUAGCUACUAAUGUGUAACAUUUUCACACAAUCUUUAUGGAAUGUUAACUUAAGUAUUAUCUAUUAUGAAUUAUUCAAAUAUAUGCAUAGUUUUUCAAGUGA
Molecule: messenger RNA, 4438 nt
Organism: Dendroctonus ponderosae (mountain pine beetle)
Lineage: Eukaryota; Metazoa; Arthropoda; Insecta; Coleoptera; Curculionidae
Product: zinc finger protein 335
Exons: 8
Coding region: 215-3049 (944 amino acids)
Biological process (GO): regulation of gene expression
Cellular component (GO): nucleus
Molecular function (GO): zinc ion binding
Source: RefSeq, a predicted model, not a curated record